Cooperia oncophora is the source of this 2190-nucleotide messenger RNA. The record is from the annotation of a GenBank genome assembly. NCBI's taxonomy places the organism in Eukaryota, Metazoa, Nematoda, Chromadorea, Rhabditida, Trichostrongylidae.
AUGCAAUCAAUGAUUUCAGGUCUGCCUGGACGACCAGGUAAUCCUGGUCGAGAUGGACCGCCAGGUUUGCCAGGACUGGAUGGCCUUCCAGGAUACCCAGGUGAAAAAGGACUGAUGGGCAUUGAUGGCAAAAGAGGACGGGAUGGACUGAUGGGCAUUCCUGGCGCACAAGGCCCUCCUGGAGACAGCACUCCUGGUCUGCCGGGUAUUCCUGGAGCGAAAGGUGAAGGUGGUGAAGUUGGUCUUCCUGGACCUCCUGGUCCAAUGGGACCACCAGGUCAGCCGGCCCCACAGGAGUUUUAUCAAGGGCGCCCUGGAGCCGACGGUGAGCCUGGUCUACCUGGACUGCCCGGAGAAAGAGGAGCCGAUGGACUGCCUGGUUUACCAGGACAGCCAGGUCCUCAAGGAUAUCCGGGACUGCCAGGAGAACGGGGAGCGGACGGUCUUCCAGGUUUCCCAGGCCUUCAAGGUGAGCCGGGAAUGAGAGGUAUCCAAGGAGAUGCUGGUUUGCCCGGUAUUGACGGUGACUGUGGUGAACCUGGUGCUGAUGGGCUUCCUGGAAUCCCAGGAUUAGACGGCGAAAAGGGAGAGCCAGGUUAUGGAUACCAAGGGCAGGCUGGUUAUCCAGGACCAAAAGGAGAGCAAGGCGAUAUUGGUCUACCUGGUCAGCCAGGACGACCGGGACUCCCAGGACUUCCAGGACCUCCGGGCUACCCAGGAGAGCCAGGCACGCCUGGACUGGAUGGAUUACCUGGACUACCUGGUCCCCCUGGUGAGAAGGGUUUGCCAGGUCUCGACGGCAAACGCGGGCGAGCAGGCCCUCAAGGGCCACCCGGUCUACCUGGACUUCCUGGACUGAAAGGCGAACGAGGAAAUCCCGGAAUGCCCGGGGCACCAGGAAGACGAGGCAGCCCUGGUGAUAUGGGUCCACCAGGAUAUCCAGGGCUACCAGGACCAAGGGGACCUGACGGUCUGCCAGGCGAAGACGGACUUAUUGGAUUCCCUGGGCUAAAGGGAAUGGCAGGGGACGACGGCGUACCAGGAGAAGAGGGAGAAUGUGGAGAAGACGGAGACAGAGGUUUUGACGGACUUCCUGGACUACCUGGAAUGCCUGGAGAAGACGGAUUCCCUGGACGACCAGGAUUGGAUGGCCUGCCCGGUCUGAAAGGAGAGAUGGGUGAACCGGGACUGCCCGGUGCUAAGGGACUUCCUGGAGAGCCUGGAUCUCUUGCUCACCCAGGGUUACCAGGAGAUGUUGGAUAUCCAGGACCCGAAGGACCUCCUGGACUCCCCGGCCCCGAUGGACCACCCGGUCCCAAGGGUGAGAUGGGCGAGCCUGGCGACAGUUAUCCAGGUUUGCCAGGUCCUCCAGGUGAGCAGGGAGAGCCAGGCUACGAUGGAGCGGAUGGACCUCCCGGACAGCCUGGUCUUCCUGGCCUGACUGGAAUACCUGGGUUAAAGGGUGAAGUUGGAGAACCGGGAUAUCCUGGAGCUCCCGGCCUAGACGGAAUUCCUGGACUACCUGGUGCAGAGGGCGACUGCGGUGACGACGGACUCCCUGGAGCACCUGGUCUUCCUGGACCUCCCGGUCCUCCAGGACCUGAAGGAGAGAAGGGCUAUCCUGGUCUCCCUGGAGAAAGUGGUCUGCCUGGAUUACCCGGAGCCCCUGGAAUGCCUGGACUGAAGGGUGAAAGAGGAGAAAUGGGACUUCCAGGCUACCCUGGCGAACCAGGAGAAAUGGGCCCUCCCGGUGACUUAGGCAUCCCCGGAGCGCCUGGACCUGACGGAGACGCUGGUUUUCCCGGACGUGAAGGACUACCAGGCCUGAAAGGUGAAAGAGGAGAACAGGGUCCACCAGGAUACCCAGGAAAAGAUGGUAUCCCUGGCCUAAGAGGACCACCGGGAGAAGACGGUCCACCUGGACCACCUGGACCUGAUGCCUACGGAAAACCAGGACCACCUGGAGAGCCGGGUCUGCCAGGUAAAGACGGUUUACCUGGUGCUCCAGGACUACCGGGAGAACGAGGAAGUGAUGGAUACCCUGGUGUCCCUGGACCUCCCGGUCCACGUGGAGAACCCGGACUACCUGGACUCCCAGGAGAACAAGGUCUGCCAGGACUCGACGGCAAGCGCGGUGAGUCUAGUCGAUGUCAUACGAUAAAUUCUUCGUGUAGUCCUGCAUUUGAAUAG